This is a messenger RNA of Pochonia chlamydosporia 170, 2886 nucleotides long. Its product is annotated as cell morphogenesis protein Sog2. NCBI's taxonomy places the organism in Eukaryota, Fungi, Ascomycota, Sordariomycetes, Hypocreales, Clavicipitaceae. The transcript has 3 exons. Gene Ontology annotation, molecular function: protein binding. The record is from RefSeq and is a predicted model, not a curated record. The coding region runs from base 1 to 2886 and encodes 961 amino acids.
AUGGAGUGGCCUGAACGGAUGCCUAUGGGCAACCCGGCGGCACCGUCAUCUGUUCGUGGAUUGCCCGACAAUCCGGCCCAAGGCCGCCGUCCUGUUCCCAAUUCUGCUGCCACCUCGAAUGGUCAUCCACCGCCGCCUCCGCCGAUUCCCAAUCUUCGAAAUGCGCCUUCCAACGCGACCUUGUCGGCAUCGAGCCCCAUCACAAGUCCAGCGCAGGUCAUAGCCUUGGCUCGGGAGGCUAUGCAGACCGCUCUGGAGAGCGAGGGUCAAGCUGCCGAGGUCGGGGCCGCUGGUACAGGACUAAGGGCCGGUGUCACCGUCGAUCUGAGUCGAAAGGGAAUACAAAGGCUGCCGGAAGAAGUGGUAGAUAUUGUCAAAGACCAGCUGGAACGACUCGCCUUGUCGCACAACCAACUUUCAAGCUUACCAACUCGAUUUUCCGAAUGUACAUCUCUACGCUAUCUGAAUAUCAGAGGCAACCAGAUUAAAGAGUUCCCUAUGGCGCUAUGCGAUCUGAAAUCUCUUGAAAUUCUCGACCUAGGACGAAACCUGCUUCGGAUACUACCACAAGACAUUGCAAGGCUAUCAUCACUCAAGGUUUUGUCUGUGCCUAAGAACCAAAUUCGGGAAUUGCCUCUUUGUCUCGCCGAGAUGGUGUCUCUACAAGUACUAAAAUUUGAGGGCAAUCCCAUCAGCUUUCCACCCAAGGACGCCAUACAGCCACAAUCCGGAAGCCCACCGCAUGACGGCGUGACGAGAGAAACAGAGGUUACCGAGGUAGCUGUAACGGCAAUGAUUAAGAAGUUUCUUCGUCACUAUGCCAUGACUGGCCGGAUGGAAGGUGACGCAACUGGUGAUGAGUCCAGUGAAGGCGGCAUCGACGUCCCUCGAUUCCCAUUGAAGCGAGCCGCAAGCGGGCGUUUUCCAAUCAAAGUCAAUGGCGCUGAUGUCCCUGAUAUGCGCUCCCCCAACGCCGUGUCUCGCCCACCACCAAUACCUACCAGGUCGCACUACCGUGGCUUGUCACAGCAAAGCACUGCCAUUCGUCGACCGGGAGUCAUGCCAUUGACCAUUGGUAACGUCAAUGAGAGACUACGAAGCAACUCUGAGACGCUGCUAAGGUCGGAUCGAGGACCAGACGGUCGAAGUCGGCGGAUGGGAAUCGUGUCCAGGAAGACAUCUGAACUGGGCACUCUGGACGAGACGCAGGCAAACAACCGCUUUAGCCAUUAUCGUGGCCUGAGUCACGGUUCCGCUAUGCAAGGGACCCCCCCGGGCGUCAAAAGUCCUGCGACACCCAGUGAACCGUACCUUCAACGUCCGAUAUAUGUUCGUCGACUGUCUGUUCUCCCUGAGCGUCGGAGAGAAUCCAAAAUCUUUGACCCCCUCAUCGAAGCAGCCAAGGGCAUUCUCUACUCCGUCUUCCAAAUUCACCCCAUGAUACAGAUGUUGAUGUCUUUGACAAGCGACGGGUCGGCAAAACGAUCAAGUUUAGAGAUUGUCAUUUAUAACACCAACUCUCAUGUUGAGGAACUCGAACAGGAGAUUCAGAGACACGAUACCAUGCUGUUGGAGAACGAUGAAUACUCUGUUAUGGACAAUGAAAACGUGCAUAGGGCAUGCCAUACGCUUGUCAGCGCCUAUGGUCACGUCUGCACUCUCUUGGUCGACAACAUUGAUACUUUCGUCAACAAUGGAGACGCGCGAUAUAUCCGCACGCUCCUGAUGUUGCUUUACAACAGUAUCAUGGAACUUCGCGUAACUUUGGCCACAGUCAGCGCGUCACGACCAGCGUCUCAAUCAACGAAUCGUGGCCACUCUGACACCAAUGAGACGCUUAAACCCUUCCAUCGGGAGCCAUUUGCGACCCCGACAGCAGAAAGGACAGGCUUAUUGCGUGGCCGCAACGGAAACUUUGUGCAUAACCCUGCCAACCUGCGUGUUGCGACAGACAUCCCAAUGCACUACGCAAUUGGCUCCAGCCGAACCGCAAAACUUGCAUCGGCAACACCACGAUCUGGGGAAUCGUUUUCCUCCACGGGAAGCCGGGAUCUUGCGAACGAUUAUACGGCGGAAGAUGCCCAGUUUGACAGGGUGUUUUUAUCAUUGCAGAAAUCAACCGACACGGUGCUUCGCACAUUGCCAAGCUUCCACGUUCAGUUGCAAGGUGAUUUGAGGACAGCGAUCCAGCAGCGUGCCCCCAUGGUCCUUGUCCAGGAGUGGAAGCGCCUGAUCGCCAUGUGUGGCUAUACAAUCCAGCAAACCGAGAUGCUUCGAAACAGGCUAUCCAUGAUUAAGCUUAAUGACCCCAGCGUCCGAUCUCACCCUGGGUUUUGGAGCUUGUGCAACAACUUUGUCGACUCGUGGAUGUCCUUGAUAAGAAGGACAAAAGAAUCCAUGAACACAGUUCCGCUUCCACCCGACACUAAGAUCCGACUGCGACCGAUCCAGCAGAGCAUGAAGGAAAUGGGCAACGUAAUUAUGCAGUCGCCUUGGCACCAUCUUAUGCGGUCAUCUGGCCCCAAUGGGAGUUUGAGUGGCAACUUUUCUCAGAAUGCAUCACCAACCACGCGGGUCCCAAUCACGCCGCAGAGUGCGGCCCUCGGGCCUGCCAUGCAGGCAACUGUCCCUACCACACCGCACAGUGCCUCUUUUGCCGCAGCAUUCCAUGGCAACGUCUUUGAUCGUGCGGAUGCUUUGAUGGCCAACCCGGGGAUCUCCAUGUCUCGCAGUGGGACAAUGUCAAGAGGACACUCUGGGUUCAACUCUCUAUCCUCUAUCUCUUCCAUGUCUUCAGAUGGAAUCUCAUCAGCUUCGACACCUUUUAGUCCACCAACUGCCGGCUUAGGGCUCUCUCGACCAAAUGGCGGGAGAUUGGCUCUGUGA